CAGCAGAGCAUAUAUACUCGUACAAGCAAGCAAGCAAAGUCAAGUAUAAUGGCGAGCGAUAGCAGGAGAUCGCCGAUGGAAGGGCAAGUUCCGGGGUACGGCAAGACGGUGGAGAGGGAGAAGAAGAUGGAGCACGGGCGGGCGCAGGCCCGGCUAAGCGACGACGACAUGCUCAGGACGGGCUACGUCGGCGAGACGCCGCUCGAAGGCGGCAAGAUCGCCGACUCCGAACCCGUCGACCUCUUCAACGUCCAGCCUCAGCAGCAGCAGCAGGCAAUCCGAGGGGAAGAAGAAGAUGAAGGGGAUGAGAAGGAGCCGUCGGCGCCGAGAGGAGUGCAGCCGGCCAAGCAGGGGAUGCACGGCGGCCGUCAGCUAGGCCGCCAGUAGCUUUUUAUGUGUCUGUCCACCGCCGUUGUAUGGUACCACUAGCUAGCUAGUACUACUCGUGCUGUAAUAAAGACCACAGGCCGCCGCCGACUACACGGCCGGCCGGCCGGACAGCCUACGUCCUGCCUGAACUGAGCUCCAUGUCGAUCUCAGCUGAACCAUCGUCAAACUAUUCAGACUGUGGAUCUGGUUCCCAAGUUUUACAUGUUCCCGUUUUUGUCAAAUUUUUACUUGUUCA
Molecule: messenger RNA, 625 nt
Organism: Brachypodium distachyon (stiff brome)
Lineage: Eukaryota; Viridiplantae; Streptophyta; Magnoliopsida; Poales; Poaceae
Exons: 1
Coding region: 49-387 (112 amino acids)
Biological process (GO): seed dormancy process
Source: RefSeq, a predicted model, not a curated record